Messenger RNA from Alosa sapidissima (American shad), 1509 nucleotides. RefSeq names its product family with sequence similarity 89 member A (gene fam89a). The record is from RefSeq and is a predicted model, not a curated record. The transcript is spliced from 2 exons. NCBI's taxonomy places the organism in Eukaryota, Metazoa, Chordata, Actinopteri, Clupeiformes, Clupeidae. The coding region runs from base 201 to 719 and encodes 172 amino acids.
GAGACAGGAAGUGCGGGUAGACGCUAGGAGGGCAGGAAGAGUUGUUGUGGAGCGUGUUGGGAAGCGCCCUGCUGUUGCUCGGUAUUUUCGUCAGGGCGUCGCGUAGGUCGUGGCUAAAUGCAGUGAUUCAUCGCAGAGUUAAAGUUAUUUCUUCACACCGCCAUAAAGUACGAUUGUAGUCGGUGUAUCUAAAGUGUAAGAUGAAUGGUAAAUCAUCGAACAACACAGCAGGCGGAACGCUGGCCUGCAUCGAGGGACUACCCCCACUGCCGAAGAGCUUAAGCGGCUUGCUGAAUUCAAGCGGCGGCUCUUGGAGAGAGAUGGAGAGGAUGUACGCAAAGAAGACUAUGAUCCAAGACGACCUAAGCCGUGGCCGUAGUAACGCAGACAAUUUGCUGGCAAAUAAACCUGCCAACCUUGAUGCAGCCCUGGCUCUUCUACGAAAAGAAAUGGUGGGGUUGCGGCAGCAGGAUAUGUCCCUGCUGUGUCAGCUCUGGUCACUCCAUGAGUCCAUUCAGGAGUACAAGGGCAGUUGUCAGGACCUUACGGCCGGUUCCAGUGCCGACGGACCCUAUGAGAAUGGCUACUUUGACGAGGACGACGAAUACUUCCAGGAUUCAAGCAUAACCCCUACUGAGCAGCCAGAAGGGAGCGAUACCUCUCCCCAAAAUGGAGCCAAGGACAAGUGGCUGCAUGACUCUUUCCACAUCACCAUCUGAGAGAGGCCUCCAGUACAAGAUAUGCUUGGUGCCGGAGAUCAAGUCAGCCUGCUCAACUUUAGAGCUUGUUUGUUUAUGUUUGUUUGUUUGAUUUUGAUUAUGUUUUGUUUUAGAAAAGAGGUGUCUGCAUUUUGAUUUUGCUGACCUCCUUUUCUGCAGACUUUUCUAUAAAGGUAUAAACAAAGGUCGAUUAUUUAUUAUACAGUAUAUAACAAUAUAGUAUUUUUCUUGUGAUUUAUUAUUAUUAUUUUCUUUCUUUCUAAAGACAUUUUAAAAUGUUUUGCUUGGGAGGAGUGUCUAGCACAUCUCCAGUAAUCAUGUUUACAGUGUAACACAAACAGAAUCUCCACGGAUGACUCUGUGUAAACAUUACUGUAUAACAUCAGUUGAUAUAGACAAGGAGUGGGGAACAGUCACCGUUAUCUACACAAGCUAAGCUAAUAAUACAAUCUUGCCAAGUUGCAAGCGACAACUGUGACCAUGCGGAAACUGGAGUGCUCGUCACGGCUGGGUGUAGCCGGUGUAGCUUGGAGAAAUGUGAAAUGACUAAAAAUGCUGGAUCGAUGGAAUGAGCACAUGUGAAAUCAGGGUACGCACACAUGUGCUUCUCCACCUCUCUUCCUUUGAGCUGAUUUGGGCAGCGCCUCUUCUCAUUUGCAACGUGCUAGCCCAGCAGUGUAUUCCUCUAUUGAACACAUAGUUGUUAUCACAUAAAACGGAGAUGUGAGAUCAUGUCUUUCUCCUAUAAGUGUAGUCCUGUGCAAGUCGUAUCAUAUUGUGUAGGGAGGGA